Molecule: messenger RNA, 579 nt
Organism: Pestalotiopsis fici W106-1
Lineage: Eukaryota; Fungi; Ascomycota; Sordariomycetes; Amphisphaeriales; Sporocadaceae
Exons: 1
Coding region: 1-579 (192 amino acids)
Source: RefSeq, a predicted model, not a curated record
AUGCCUGACAAGAUCACCUCCAAGAAUCUUUCCUACGACCAAUCCCUACCGCCGUUCCUCGCGCGGCUCCGCGGGCAGCAGACUUUGGACGCGCAGUCCCCCGAUCCCAACUUGGCCGCGCGUCGGAGAGCUGCCAAAGUGCGCAGUGCCAGCGAAGAAGCCGAAGAUGCUCCCGUGGUGGUGGACGAGGACGGCAACGUUGUGGAGCUGAAAGCCGGGCAGCUAGACGAGGAGGACGGUGAGGACGGGGAGAACAUCAAGGAAGCCGCUGAGAACAAGACAGCCAAGAAUGGCGAUCUCCCUGCUCCCGAAAAGGAGAAGACGGCCGGUAUAGGCGCGGCCAAGAAGCGCAAGGUCGGCAAGGUCAUUGGCGGAGACGACAACGACGAGGAAGAAGACGGGGCCGGCGGCGGCGUUGAUGCCGCCAUUGCCAAAGCCGUCAAGGCCACCAGGAAGCUUGCCGACGAACCUACCAAGGAAUCUGACAAGACGAUUGAGGCCAAUAAAGCGACCGGCAAGAGCGACAAGAAGAAGAAGGCCAAGAAGAUCAAGCUGAGUUUUGGUGAUGACGACGGCUGA